CUCCUUGCUUUGCCCCGCCCCAGGGCUCGGAGGAAGACGGGGAGGGGGGAGAUCUCCACCCGCCCCCCGCCAGUGGGAGGGGUCGCAGCCUGCGCUCCCCCUCCCCACCCGCCAGCCCCCCGGUUAAAUGCGGCCGCCUCCCCGGCUCGCCCCAGCUGCCUGGCAGUCCCCACCCAGGGCAAGCUGCCCACGCCGUUACCUGGUCCAAGUGCCCGGGAGGCUCCGCCCGUCUGCUCCGCUCUGCAGCCGCGCCUCCGCGCCGUCCGGCAGGUUCAGGCUCUGACACCUUGGUUCUCGGCCCUCCAAGCAUCAUGAAGGGCCCUCUUUGCUGGUCACUGCCCGUGUUGCUGGUCUUUUUCCAGCCCUGGGAAACUCAGCUCCAGUCAGCAGGUCCUCCUCCGUGCACCGCCCGGCCUCUGGAUUUGGUGUUCGUGAUCGACAGCUCGCGCAGCGUGCGCCCCUUCGAGUUCGAGACCAUGCGGCAGUUCCUGGUGGGCCUCCUCCGCAGCCUGGACGUGGGGCUCAAUGCCACGCGCGUCGGGGUCAUCCAGUACUCCAGCCAAGUGCAGAGCGUGUUUCCCCUCGGGGCCUUCUCGCGCCGCGAGGACAUGGAGCGAGCCAUCCGCGCCCUGGUGCCGCUGGCGCAGGGCACCAUGACCGGGCUGGCCAUCCAGUACGCCAUGACCGUGGCCUUCAGCGAGGCGGAGGGCGCGCGGCCCCGGGCGCAGCGCGUGCCGCGCGUGCUGGUCGUCGUGACCGACGGGCGGCCGCAGGACCGCGUGGCCGAGGUGGCGGCGCAGGCGCGCUCGCGCGGCAUCGAGAUUUACGCCGUGGGGGUGCAGCGCGCCGACGUGGGCUCCCUGCGCGCCAUGGCGUCCCCGCCGCUGGACCAGCACGUCUUCCUCGUCGAGUCCUUCGACCUCAUCCAGGACUUCGGCCUGCAGUUCCAGGGCCGGCUGUGCGGGAAGGACCUGUGUGCUGCACGGGAUCAUGGCUGUCAGCACCAGUGUGUCAACACUCCGGGAACCUUCCACUGCACUUGUGACCCUGGAUACAAGCUAGCCGCAGACAAGAAGAACUGUUUGGCCAUUGACCAGUGUGCUGAAGGAAGCCACGGCUGUGAACACCACUGUGUCAGCACCCCAGGCUCCUAUUUCUGCCGUUGUCGAGCUGGCUUCACCCUCCAGCAGGACCAGAGGAGCUGCAGAGCCAUUGACUACUGCACCCUCGGGAACCACAGCUGCCAGCACAUGUGCGUUAGCACCCUCGGGGGCCCACAGUGCCGCUGCAGAGCGGGCCACGAGCUGCUGCCGGACGGGAGGAGCUGUCGGGUCAGGGACCUUUGCAAUGGGGUGGACCAUGGCUGUGAGUUCCAGUGUGUAAGCGAGGGAUUUUCCUACCGCUGCCUGUGUCCUGAAGGGCGGCGACUCCAGGCAGAUGGCAAGAGCUGUGACCCCCUCUUGCCGGCAGGGUGCCGGGAAGGCCACGUGGACCUUGUUCUACUGGUGGACGGCUCCAAGAGCGUGCGCCCGCAGAACUUUGAGCUGGUGAAGCGCUUCGUGAACCAGAUCGUGGACUUCCUGGACGUGUCGCCCGAGGGCACGCGCGUCGGGCUGGUGCAGUUCUCCAGCCGCGUGCGCACCGAGUUCCCGCUGGGCCGCUACGGCACGGCGGCCGAGGUGAAGCAGGCCGUGCUGGCUGUGGAGUACAUGGAGCGGGGGACCAUGACCGGCCUGGCCUUGCGCCACAUGGUGGAGCACAGCUUCUCCGAGGCGCAGGGGGCGCGGCCCCGGGCCCUCCACGUGCCCCGCGUGGGCCUGGUCUUCACCGACGGCCGCUCCCAGGAUGACAUCUCCGUGUGGGCAGCGCGCGCCAAGGAGGAAGGCAUCGUGAUGUACGCGGUGGGCGUGGGCAAGGCGGUGGAAGAGGAGCUGCGGGAGAUUGCUUCCGAACCGGCCGAGAUGCACGUGUCGUACUCCCCGGACUUCAGCGCCAUGUCACACCUGCUGGACAAUCUCAAAGGCAGCAUCUGCCCCGAGGAGGGCAUCGGCGCUGGGACGGAGCUGCGGAGUCCCUGCGAAUGUGAAAGCCUGGUGGAGUUCCAGGGGCGCACGCUGGGGGCGCUCGAGAGCCUGGCGCAGAAGCUGGCCCAGGUGACCGAGCGUCUGGAGGAUCUGGAGAGGCAGCUGGCCAACCAGCAGUGAGGGCCAGAUCUGGGCUGGACGCGGCCCCGCCGGCUUGGAUUCCCUGCUCGUCCUCGGGGCACCGGCUGGGACCGUCCGGGAAGAGGCGCUGGCGGGCUCCCAGCGCUGCGUGCGAGCGGGCCUCGCCCGGACCAGAUGCCAGAGCCCGGGGGCGGGCGCCAGAGGAUGGGCGGAGACCAGUGCGGAGGGCGGUGGGCGCGUGCAAGAGGACUUGCACGCCCUUGCCACGUGCUGCUCUCAGUUCCUUAUUGGAUUGCUUUUUUACCCUCUCUUUUCGUAAAAAAAAA
This is a messenger RNA of Jaculus jaculus (lesser Egyptian jerboa), 2491 nucleotides long. It is a transcript of the gene Matn4, whose product is annotated as matrilin 4. The transcript has 11 exons. Bases 312 to 2204 code for a protein of 630 amino acids. NCBI's taxonomy places the organism in Eukaryota, Metazoa, Chordata, Mammalia, Rodentia, Dipodidae. Gene Ontology annotation, molecular function: calcium ion binding. The record is from RefSeq and is a predicted model, not a curated record.